Molecule: messenger RNA, 327 nt
Organism: Colletotrichum navitas
Lineage: Eukaryota; Fungi; Ascomycota; Sordariomycetes; Glomerellales; Glomerellaceae
Exons: 1
Coding region: 1-327 (108 amino acids)
Source: RefSeq, a predicted model, not a curated record
AUGCGCUCCGACCCCGACUAUACACCCGGCUUUCGUUACUGGGGGACCUACUGGCAUGGAGAUCGAGGCCUACAAGUUGACACCUGCGGCUUUAACGACUAUACCCAAAUCGUCAAGUACACCACUGAGUACGACGGAUUCUGCUCCACUGGAAUCACCAGGCAGAAAUACAAACGUACUGAGGUUUAUGAAGGCGUCCCUUUCUUGCCCACUGUUCUCUCAAUAAAAGUGCCCUUUGGCUUUUCUGAGGAGUUUCGAACCUGCUAUUACACCUGUGGCCCGACUACGAUCACUGCAACUAUCACCCAGCCUGCCACAGAGCCUUAG